CUUCAAAGACAGAAUUGAAGGUGCUCUCCAGCUUUGGACAUUUCCUGCACUUGAGAUGCAACCAAAGAAUGCCCCAAUCCUCUGGGGGUGCUUCCUCCUGUGGAAUCUCUACGCCUCAUCCUCCCAAACUGAUUACCCUGGUAUCAAGGCAAGGAUUACCCAACGGGCACUGGACUAUGGAGUUGAGGUUGGAGUGAAGACGAUGGAGCAAAUGAUAAAGGACAUGGUCAUCCCAGAUUUGAAAGGCUCUGAGUCUCUUGACUUUCUGAAGAUUGACUACGUGAAGUACAACUUUUCAAACAUAAAAAUCAAUGCCUUUUCAUUGCCAAAUGCCUCGUUGACCUUUGUGCCCGGGGUAGGAAUCAGAGCCCUGAGCAACCACGGCACUGCCAACAUCAGCACCAACUGGGAUGUCAAGGCUCCAUUUUUUUUGGUCCAGCUCUGUCCCAUUGUCACCAAUGAAGUAGAAGCACUCAACCUCAACAUCAGUGCACUGGAAGUUUUAACCAAGAUUGACAACUAUACUGUACUGGACUGUUCCCUGAUCAAUCCUCCAGAAAUCACUGAGAACUACCUAGACUUGAAUUUAAAGGGCUCGUUCUACCCACUGGAAAGCCUCGUUGACCCCCCCUUCCCACCAGUUCCCUUCGAACUCCCAGAUCGCAGGGACUCCAUGCUCUACAUUGGCAUCUCUGAGUAUUUCUUUAAAUCUGCAUCCUUUGCACACUUUGUAGCUGGGGCUCUCGGUGUCAUGCUGUCCACCAAGGAGAUUUCUAACCAUUUCAAUCAAAACGCUCAAGGAAUUGGCAGUCUGUUCUCCCGGAUUGCCGAGAUCUAUGUCUUGUCCCAGCCAUUCAUGCUGCAGAUCAUGGCCACAGGACCUCCUGAAAUCAGCCUGCACCCAAACAACUUCAGCCUGGACCUCCCUGCCUCCAUCAUCAUGCUCACUGAACUGGAGAAUUCCACCAUUGAGCCCAUCGUCUCCAUGGACUUUGUUGCGAGUACCAGUGUUGGCCUGGCUAUUUUGGGACAAAAAUUGAUCUGCUCCUUGUCUCUGAACAGAUUCCGCCUCUUGCUGCCAGAAACCAGCCACAGGGAUGUUACGGUUGUGAGGUUUGAGAACAUCCUGUCAUCCAUUCUUCACUUUGGAGUCUUCCCACUGGCCAACACAAAACUUCAGCAAGGAUUCCCUCUUCCCAACCCUUACAACAUCUCAUUCGUCAAUUCAGAUAUUGAAGUUUUUGAGGGUUUCCUUCUGGUUUCCACUGACCUGAAGCAUGAAGCCACUUCAAAGCAACAGUCAAAUCUCCAUAACUGGGGAAGUCUGGAACUGGUAAAUGGACCAUGGCGGGAACAGCCAGUCCCUUGAUUGCCUAUUCACAAUCUAUCCAAAGAAGGAAACAACUCUUAGUCCCACAGCUACUACACCUGGAGGAG
Nannospalax galili (Upper Galilee mountains blind mole rat) is the source of this 1437-nucleotide messenger RNA. It is a transcript of the gene Bpifc, whose product is annotated as BPI fold containing family C. Gene Ontology annotation, molecular function: lipid binding. Lineage: Eukaryota; Metazoa; Chordata; Mammalia; Rodentia; Spalacidae. The transcript is spliced from 14 exons. The record is from RefSeq and is a predicted model, not a curated record. Bases 56 to 1369 code for a protein of 437 amino acids.